Molecule: messenger RNA, 2332 nt
Organism: Diceros bicornis minor
Lineage: Eukaryota; Metazoa; Chordata; Mammalia; Perissodactyla; Rhinocerotidae
Gene: SUFU
Product: SUFU negative regulator of hedgehog signaling
Exons: 12
Coding region: 145-1602 (485 amino acids)
Cellular component (GO): cytoplasm; nucleus
Molecular function (GO): transcription factor binding
Source: RefSeq, a predicted model, not a curated record
GUGCGCCGUGCGCAGGCGCGAAGCCUACACCUCGCUGCAGCCCCCGUCGCCUCGGGGAGUCGCACCCACGGAGUCCGCCGCUGGCGCGUCAGUGCUCUCGCCUCGUCCGCCUUCCCUGGCUUCCCCAGCGUCCUACACGCCCCGAUGGCGGAGCUGCGGCCUAGUGGCGCCCCCGGCCCCACCGCGCCCCCGGCCCCUGGCCCUACUGCCCCCCCGGCCUUCGCCUCGCUCUUCCCCCCGGGACUGCACGCCAUCUACGGAGAGUGCCGCCGCCUUUACCCUGACCAGCCAAACCCGCUCCAGGUUACCGCUAUCGUCAAGUACUGGUUGGGUGGCCCAGACCCCUUGGACUACGUCAGCAUGUACAGGAACAUGGGGAGCCCUUCUGCCAACAUCCCCGAGCACUGGCACUACAUCAGCUUCGGCCUAAGUGAUCUUUAUGGCGACAGCAGGGUCCAUGAAUUUACAGGAACAGACGGACCUAGUGGCUUUGGCUUUGAGUUAACAUUUCGUCUGAAGAGAGAAACAGGGGAGUCUGCCCCUCCAACAUGGCCAGCAGAGCUAAUGCAGGGCUUGGCCAGAUACGUGUUCCAGUCAGAGAACACCUUCUGCAGCGGGGACCACGUGUCUUGGCACAGCCCUUUGGAUAACAGUGAGUCAAGAAUUCAGCACAUGCUGCUGACAGAGGAUCCGCAGAUGCAACCCGUGCAGACACCGUUUGGGGUAGUUAGCUUCCUCCAGAUUGUUGGUGUCUGCACCGAGGAGCUCCAUGCAGCUCAGCAGUGGAAUGGGCAGGGCAUCCUGGAGCUGCUGCGGACAGUGCCCGUCGCUGGCGGCCCCUGGCUGAUAACUGACAUGAGGAGGGGAGAGACCAUAUUUGAGAUCGAUCCACACCUGCAACAGGAGAGAGUAGACAAAGGCAUCGAGAUGGACGGCUCCAAUCUGAGCGGUGUCAGUGCCAAGUGUGCCUGGGAUGACCUGAGUCGGCCCCCUGAGGAUGACGAGGACAGCCGGAGCAUCUGCAUUGGCACGCAGCCCCGGCGGCUUUCUGGCAAAGACACAGAGCAGAUCCGGGAGACCCUGAGGAGAGGACUCGAGAUCAACAGCAAACCUGUCCUUCCGCCAAUCAACCCUCAGCGGCAGAAUGGCCUCACCCACGACCGGGCCCCGAGCCGCAAAGACAGCCUAGAAAGCGACAGCUCCACGGCCAUUAUUCCCCAUGAGCUGAUCCGCACCCGGCAACUCGAGAGUGUCCAUCUGAAAUUCAACCAAGAGUCAGGAGCCCUUAUUCCUCUCUGCCUAAGGGGCAGGCUCCUGCAUGGACGGCACUUUACAUAUAAAAGUAUCACAGGUGACAUGGCCAUCACAUUCGUCUCCACGGGAGUGGAAGGUGCCUUUGCCACUGAGGAGCACCCUUACGCAGCUCAUGGACCCUGGUUACAAAUUCUGUUGACCGGAGAGUUUGUAGAGAAAAUGUUGGAGGACUUAGAAGAUUUGACUUCUCCAGAGGAAUUCAAACUUCCCAAAGAGUACAGCUGGCCCGAAAAGAAGCUGAAAGUCUCCAUCCUACCCGACGUAGUGUUCGACAGUCCUCUGCACUAGCCUGGGUGGGCCCUGCAGGGGCCAAGGGAGAGCCCAGCUGCUCCCCGGUGACUUCCAAUGAAACAACUGCGUGCGAGAGAUUCCCACAAAUGAAAGGACAGUGUGAGGAUGACUGCGCAGCCACCGCACCCACAGCCGGUGGGACGCCGUGCACAGGCCACAGGCCACACCUCACCUGCAGCUCAGGGGCCUCACCUCUCAGCCGGCCAAGCCCAUGUGACUAGGCCCUGGCCCCACGAGGCCGUGAGCCGGCAAAGACAAACCUUCCCCUCCUGCUGCUGCCACAGGUUCUGGUUUGAGAUUUGCCUCUGGAACUUUGCUGUGCCCUUAGGUGGACAAAGGCCUCAUUCCCUGCUACGCCCCACCACACAGCACAGCCGAAGGGAGAUGGAGUGGCCGUGUGGGGGCACUGCCCAGCUCAACUCUGGGAAGCCUUUGGUAUUCAAGCUUCUCUGGCCUCAGAACAAUUUCUCUGAUCGUGUUUGGUUUUCUUCCUCCUCAUUUUAUUUUGUAGAAACCGAUGGUAUUUUAUUGUUCUUCAAAGAUGUCCAGAAGCCGUGUAUAUAAUGUUUUUUAAACAACUUUAUUCCCAUAUGAACUCUCUCAUUGUCUCAGACAGGGGCCGGGGGCCAUCUCCCCCUGAGCCGCCACGAGAGAAGGUGCCGGUGUUCGCCCGCCAGCCCUGGCACAAGGAGCCAGCUGCACAGAGAGGCUUUUCUUGCUGGCUGGG